CCCUCUCCCGUUCCAUCCCGUCCCGUACCGGCUUUGCUCGCCUCCCUUGCCGCACCACCGCCCACCGGCCUCUAUCUUCCCCUCUUCUCCGGCGAAUAUUCCCCGCGCCCGCGUGCCCACUGCCCUCGCUCGCCUUCCUACCUACGGCAACCGCAGCGCCCGUCGAACACAUCGCUCAAUUAACCCGGAAAACCACGCCCUCCCGAAGAGGAGAAGGCACCCGCGGCGCUUCCCCGUGCCGGCGAUGCUGCGACGCGUCCUCCUCCGCCGUUUCCACCACCACCGCCACCGAGUCCGCCUGCUCUCCACCACCCCGGCUCCGCCCGCCUCCCCCGCGCCCUCCACCCCCUCCACCUCCUCCGCGCUCCCGAUCGCCGCCACGCCGCCCCAGCAGCACCACCUCGCGCCCCGCCGAGGGGCCGGGCGCCGCCUGGCGCCGCUCCUCGCCUUCUCCACGCUCUCCCUCGCCGCCGCGGGCACUGUCUACCUCACCACCGACAACCUCGAGGAGACGCUGCACAGGUCCAGGGAUUCGGCGGGCCGCGUCGUGGAGCGGAUGCAGCACACGUUGACGGCCGCGGGAGUGCUCUGGAAGUCGCUCCUGUCCGUGCUCUCGUCGGCCAACCAGGAGGUGCGGUCCGGGUUCGAGCUGCGGGUGGCCGCGCUGCUCGCCGACAUCACAGCCGCCAGCGCCGCCCGGCGCGCCGCCAUUGUCUCCGCGGGGGGCGGCGCCGUCGUCGACUGGCUGCUCGACAGCGUCUUGCGGGGGGCCACGCAGGCCGAGGCUGCCAGGGCGCUCGCGCACCUGGUGGCUGACCCCUGGGUCGCGCCCGCCGUUCUCGGGCGCCCGCACGCCGUGCCCUGCCUCCUCCAGUUCAUCUUCUCGUAUCAGCCCACGCGCGGCAAGAAGAAAUCUUCAUUUGAUGGUUCAGAGCAUUCUAGAGGGAGGAGCAUGCUUGUGGCUGCACUUAUGGAUAUCAUCACUUCGAACUGCGAUAAUGCAGACUACUCGUCGUUUCAGCCUUUGCUGCCUGCAGAUGCCGACACAAGAGAUAUUGCAGCAGUAAUUGAAGUAAUUGAGCAAGGAGGGAUGCAUUUUGAUGACCACGAGGAUAACAGCAGCAAUGAUGGUGAUAGAGGGUUAAAAGGGAUAGGGAUUAAAGUGCUUGGUGGAACUACUAUAUUGGGAUUCUCUAGAGGAAAUAAUUCCUUGGAGUUGGACAACUCAGAUGUUGGUAUGCUGGAAGUCUCGCAUAACAGUAGAAGAUUAGUGGUGCAACAGACUGCUAUUGAGUCUGCACUAGCUGAGAAAUUAAGUGCGUCUGCUGUCCCAGGCCUCUGGGAUGACUUGCAGAGGGAGCAUGUAGCUGUACCUUUUGCUACAUGGGCUCUUGCAAACUGGGCUAUAGCAUCAGAUCUGAAUCGCACUCGUAUUCAAGAACUUGAUAGUGACGGGCAUGCAGUUGCAACUGCGUUGAAAGCAUCUGAAAGAACUGUCAAGUGGCAUGGAGCUCUUGUGGCUCGAGCUCUUUUAGAAGACCAAAAUUUGGCCUUGGCUCCAUCAGUUCCUGACUGGUGCUCUAGUCUUCUUUCUACAGCUUCUCAAGCUACUGAGAACAAUGACAUGCCAUUGGGUCAGCUGUCAUUAUCAACUUUCCUACUGUCCAUGACGCGGUGUAAUGACUCAAAAUUUGUGAUAAGGCAGAGGGGCCUUCAUCCACUUCGUAGUAUUGCAAAAAAGAUAGAAAAUCAGAAUGGCCAGAGCAGUAUGAAAGAAUCAAUAGCAAGCGCACUGAGUUUGCUUUAUGCUGGUGAAGUUCCUUUAUCACUUGAGGAAUCUCAAAGAUGGUCUGGCAUUCUUCUUAGGUGGAUUUUUGAUAAAUCUGUAUCAGAUAAAACACAACUUACAGCUGUAAAAAUCCUUUCAUGCAUACUUGAAGACUAUGGUCCAGCUUCUGUGCCAAUUUCUCAGGGAUGGUUAGCUCUUGUCCUUUCUGAGAUUCUUGGCGACAACAAGGCCCAAAAUUCAAAAGGAACCGCACAGCCUGAACCAGAGAGGGUGAAGAAUCCGGUAGAUUACCAUAAUGCUUCCACUGCAACUCAGGUCCUGAAUCAGUUAGGUAGCGCUGUUGUUAAAUUAGCAAGUGCUCAAUCAGGCUAUGAACCUGGGUCUGAUGACAAAGUACCACUUGCCGAUUUUCUAUCUCUUGAACCAUUUGCUACAGCUCUAAAGAAUUUGAACAAAAAGAAUCCACCCAAAUUUGAUGCUGCUGACUCAGCAUCAGCUACACUCAAGGGAAUAAAAGCUCUAGCUGAGCUUUGUUCUGAGGAUGGUGCAUGCCAAAAGAGAAUAGCUGGUUUAGGAACUCUUUCCUUGUUGAGGCAUAUCCUCCUGGGUGAUGAUUAUGAAAAACUUGCUGCAAUUGAAGCAUAUGAUGCAUCGCGUAUUCGAGAAGUGCAGGACAAGAAUGUUUCUGCUUCCAAUGUUUCCUCUACUGAUGCUACCACUGAUCCCUCAAGUGUACGGGUUGCUCCUGCCGCUCAUAUCCGAAGGCAUGCUGGACGGCUGCUGACUAUUCUAUCUCUUCUACCCAAUUCAAAGAAGGAAAUUAUUUCAGAUGAUGUAUGGUGCAAGUGGCUCGAGGAUUGUGCUAGUGGGAGAAUUCCCUGCAAUGAUAUAAAGCUAAAAAGUUAUUGCAGGUUAACAUUAUUGAAUAUACUCUGCUCUGAGAGUCCAAAUACUAGAAGAGGCUCGGAUGAAUAUCCUGAUUCAGAAAGCGAGUAUAGAAGAAACUGUCCUCAGUUUGGAGAUGCACUAUUCUUGCUAAAUCCAGAGUUACCUCUUGAGGUUCAUUUGGACAAUAGUGGUUUUAGGAUUUCAACAGUUCCAAGAGAUAAUUGUAAGGAUGAUGAAGGUAUUGAAGGCUCUAGUGAAACUGGGAGCUCUGUAGAUGGUACGGAGGCUUCAUCCAAAGAUGCCCCUUUGAUGGAUGUUGUGUUUGUCCAUGGCCUGCGUGGUGGCCCAUUCAACUCAUGGCGAAUAGCCGAUGACAAAUCAUCAACUACCAAAGCUGGUUUGGUAGAAAGCAUUGACGAGGAUGCUGGGAAAGAGGGUACAUGUUGGCCAAGAGAAUGGCUCGCAGCGGAUUUUCCUCAAGCACGUUUUUUUACAGUCAAAUACAAGACAAAUUUGACCCAGUGGACUGGAGCCAGCUUGCCCCUUCAGGAGGUGAGCUCUAUGCUGCUGAGGAAAAUGGUGGCUGCUGGGAUAGGUAGUCGGCCUGUUAUUUUUGUGACGCACAGCAUGGGAGGACUGGUGGUUAAGCAGCUGUUGUAUCAAGCAAAGCUGAAUAACUAUGACAAUUUCCUCAAUAAUACUGUUGGGCUAGUUUUCUAUAGCUGUCCACAUUUUGGCAGUAAACUUGCAGACAUGCCAUGGCGUAUGGGGUUGGUGUUUCGUCCAGCUCCUUCGAUCGGGGAAUUAAGAAGUGGAUCUCCAAGACUAGUUGAAUUAAAUGAUUUUGUGCGGCAGCGCCAUAACAAAGGACUUCUCGAUGUCCUUAGCUUUAGUGAGACCCAGGUCACACCGAUUGUUGAAGGCUAUGGUGGUUGGGCACUUCGGAUGGAGAUAGUGCCAAUUGAGUCCGCAUACCCUGGUUUUGGGGAACUCGUUGUUCUACCGUCCACUGAUCAUAUAAAUUCAUGCAAGCCAGUGAACAAGAACGAUCCUUCUUAUGCAGAAACCUUGGCAUUUCUGGAGAAGAACUUCAAAUUGCGUCUCAAAAGAGCAGAAUCCUAGGUUUCGUUUCCCCGGAAGCGUGUUGUGGAAUUUUUGGGCACCGUCGGAGGCUUCAUUUUCCCUUUUCCUCUGGAGACGCUUAAUGGUGGUUGAUCUGACGUAGCGAUUUGGGCGUGCUGUGUUUUAUGAAGCUCGCACCCAACUGUGCAGUAUACUUUUGCACAUAGUGGAUAGACUGUAAAUAGCUGUCUUUACCUUUGAUAUAGUUGCCCCACAUGUAAGAUAAGUCAUAGUGCUCCAAUACCUGUAUUAUGUUAUAACUGCUUUUUGCCCCUCCCUUCAAAAUUCAAAGAUACAUACACGUUCCUAGUUACCAAA
This is a messenger RNA of Panicum hallii, 4117 nucleotides long. RefSeq lists its product as uncharacterized. The record is from RefSeq and is a predicted model, not a curated record. The transcript has 10 exons. The coding region runs from base 245 to 3799 and encodes 1184 amino acids. NCBI's taxonomy places the organism in Eukaryota, Viridiplantae, Streptophyta, Magnoliopsida, Poales, Poaceae.